Messenger RNA from Lucilia cuprina (Australian sheep blowfly), 2647 nucleotides. RefSeq lists its product as uncharacterized. NCBI's taxonomy places the organism in Eukaryota, Metazoa, Arthropoda, Insecta, Diptera, Calliphoridae. The record is from RefSeq and is a predicted model, not a curated record. The transcript is spliced from 5 exons. The coding region runs from base 1103 to 2362 and encodes 419 amino acids.
AAACACUGAUCGCAAAUAUUCAGAAUAUGCAUAUUGAGUCCUUCAAAAAAUUAAACAUAAACUAUGUGGCAACUUUGUAUAUUACUCAAGUGUUUACAUUUGUACCUACUAGCUAGUGACAAUACCACCUGACUACUGUCACGUUACUCUGAUUAAUAAAAGUCACCAUUUCAUGUUACUGUACAAAAAUUAAUAAUUACACCCAAUACUUAAUAGGGCUUACAAUUUAACGUUAUCUUCUUUCUCUUGCGCACAAAAACUCGUGCAAACACACCUCUACUCUGUUCAUAAAAUUUAUAUUUUGCUCGUGCAUUUAGUCUUCCUCUCUCAUUCUCUGUGUGUGUGUGUUGCUCUCUUACACUCUCUUUAGUUGUAAUUAUUUAAACAGGUGAAGUAAGUUGUUUUUGUUGUUGUUGACCAAAUGGAUCAGUGCGAAAUGUUGAAGAUAGUAGAAAAAAUGUAUACGUUUUUGCACUCUAAUGAAAAUUGUCCUCAAAAAGAUAUUUUGUAAGUCAGUCCGUAUGUCAGUCAUUCUCAGAUGCAGUCACAGUCACGCUUUUAUUUAUUAUAUUGUAAAGAAUCUUUUAACAUUGUAAGAAACAAACUCUGGCCCGAGUAUUGGUUUGUUUUUUUUUAUUUCUGUAUCGUGGAUCGGGUUUAUACACAAUUUCUGUUACGCUCUUAAAGGAGAGCGAGCGGAUUCUUAAUAAAUAAAAAAAGCAAAUAUAUGAUUGCUGAGAUUUUUUUUAAAUGUUCAUAUUUAUUUUAUAAUAUUGUUGUUUGUAGUACUUUCGGUUUUGUUAAAUUUCUUGACGCUUUUUAGAGCUAAACGAGACCUUUAACGUUAAACACAUAGGACGUAUUUGACGUCGUGUUUUUGUUACCAAAAAGAAUUAAAAGAAAAUAAUUAUAAAUUUAUAGAAACAAAUUCAAGCUGUUGAUUUAAAUAAUAAUUGAUAUUAAAUAAAAAAACAAAUAAAUUACUUAUAUUUAAAAAUAACAAUUAUAAAAAAAAACUUAAAUAAAACGCUUUAAAUAAACAAAGCGUUUACACCUUCAAUAAACGUCUGCCAACAUUUUUUCGUAACUCCAGCCAUUAAAAAUGUGUCGCUGUUGUCAAAAUUGCUGGGAAGAUUUCUAUUGGAAUUGUUUUGAAGAAAAAUUUUGUUAUGAUGAAUCAAUUGCCAAUUACAAUCCCGAAGAAGAUGAGCAAUAUCUCGCAACGCAAAAAAAUGGCAAUGUUUUGGGACGCAUACAGCCAGCGGACAAUAACAAUUUGACCGUACCACAAAUAAUUGUUGAUCAACCUUUAAGAAGGGGAAACUCAUCGGCUUUAUUCAGUAAUGGCAAAAUUGAUGAAGAAGUCUAUAGACGUGAAACCCAAACAAAUGUACCCAUGUUGGGACCCGAAAUCCUGGCCGUAUUUGCCAAUUCACAAAUAUUCCAGGAUCAUCAGCCAACAAAAUUGAAUCGCAUUAAUACCAAGAUCAAUUUAGCGGGCAUACACUCACCCAAACGUGAGAUACCAACCACACCGAAGGAAAGCGAUCAGGAUCGUUUGCUGAGACGUUUGGAAGGUAAUAAUGAAUCUACACCAUUUUUAUCAAGAUAUAGUAUGGACAAUGGGCCUGGUAGCCCGGACACAGAUUCUACAAAGACCAUUAGUGAGGCCAGUAAAGUUACUUCACCCGAAAAACGUAUAACCUUUACCCUAAGCACUGAUUCUUCGCCCGAAGGUAGUCAAACAUUAUCACCGAAAAAAUUCGAUUCUAUAGCCGAAGAGGAAACCGUUAUACCCGAGGGUGAAGUAGAUGAAGUUAUAUUGAGACCACGUUUAAUCGACAGACAUCCACAUCUAUUGCCUAGUGCAGCUUUGGGUACAACACCACGAAAAAUAUUGCGUAGUGCCAAGAGUGUGCCUCACUUUAACGUACGUGCGGCAGCUAGUAAAACUGAUAUCUUUUCGAUAACCGGUUCGGGCAAUACCAUUAGUAUGACCCCAGAAGUACCAUCUAUUUCAUUCAGUAAUUUACCUAAAAAUUACGAAGAUACCCCCACCAUAGAGAAGUAUAGAGUUUCACAGAGUUUGUACUCCAUACAGACGGCAAAUGAGGCUAAACUUAAUUCGGUGGAUUAUUCGAUGCCUCGUUAUUUCCGUAAAUCAGCUAUGAUAUCACAAAGUACCGAAAUUUUGGCUAGUGGUAAUGUUACACCUUCCACUACAUCGUCUCGCGAGGAUGUGCGAAGACCUGAGAAAGAGAAGAGUAAACGUUUGCAAAUGUUAAGGGGUGCUUUGCCACCACUUUUAAUACACUCCGUUUCAUUCCGCAAAACUCGAGAUGAGAGUAAACAAGUGGAUUAAAGACAAUUUUCUUUUGGUAUUAUUUAUUUAUGCUAAUCACUGUACAUUUUUUUUGUUUGGCCAAUAACAGUAUAUUGUUUAUUUUUUUUUUUUUUUUUUGUUUUAAAAUGUAAAUACAUUUUGUUAAAUUUAUAUAUUUAUCCAUGAUAUUAAGUAAAUUAUGUACUUAUGCUUUCUUUUUUACAUUUUUAUUAAUAGUUUUAAAAUUAUAAAUGUAUUUCUGAGAAACAAAACCCAGUAUUUAAAUAAAACCCUUGUAUAUUAUAUAUUGUUAAUGUGAAUUAA